Ogataea angusta is the source of this 678-nucleotide messenger RNA. RefSeq lists its product as uncharacterized. The record is from RefSeq and is a predicted model, not a curated record. The coding region runs from base 1 to 678 and encodes 225 amino acids. The transcript has a single exon. Lineage: Eukaryota; Fungi; Ascomycota; Pichiomycetes; Pichiales; Pichiaceae.
AUGUUUGAUGACUUAUCGUUACAGAAAGACGACCUCGAGUCGUUGAAUGCGUCUGCGCCCGUUCUGGAGGCAGAAGGCGUGCAGAGGUAUCUGCAGAUGGCCAACUUCAAGCUGCACCGGUGUUUCGACCGCCAUAACGAGUCGUUCAAGGAUUUCUGGAAGCUCGACGAAAUCCCCGACAAAAACAGUUUCUUCUACCACCACUUCCCGAAGGUGGCCACCAACCACGACAACGAGCACCAUGUGUCCAACUUUGGCAUUUUUCUGAGCCACUUCUAUCUUGGGAGGUGGCUUCCGGACACCAUACAAAAACUGCUAUUUCCCAUUGAGCCCGUGGAGCAGAAGCUGACCGCGAAAAACAUGCCCACCAUCGCCGAGUGCCGUCUUUGUGAGCGCCUGCAAGGACUGUCUGUGUGGACGCGGGCGGGCGAGUGGUUCUGUGUGGACCGCAAGACCCAGCUGCGCUCGAGCGACGAGCUGGGCGAGCGAUUUUUCACCACGUACGGCGAGUACUGUCGGUGGCGCAAGACGUACGGCCAGCGGCUGCGGGAGCUGGAGCAGCAGGCGUACGAGUCCGACGAUUUCGAGGCGCUCGAGAACGAGCUGCUGCGCUUGGAAAAGCUCUGUUUUAGCGCAAAAAUCGACACACAUACUAUUCUUUCCAUCAAAAGAGGCUAG